Mucor velutinosus is the source of this 1005-nucleotide messenger RNA. RefSeq lists its product as uncharacterized. Lineage: Eukaryota; Fungi; Mucoromycota; Mucoromycetes; Mucorales; Mucoraceae. The coding region runs from base 1 to 1005 and encodes 334 amino acids. The record is from RefSeq and is a predicted model, not a curated record. Gene Ontology annotation, cellular component: membrane; COPII-coated ER to Golgi transport vesicle; endoplasmic reticulum. The transcript is spliced from 8 exons. Gene Ontology annotation, biological process: retrograde vesicle-mediated transport, Golgi to endoplasmic reticulum; endoplasmic reticulum to Golgi vesicle-mediated transport.
AUGUCAUUUCGUAAGUUGGCGGAAAAGGCAGCGGCCAUUGACGCUUUUCCCAAGGUGGAAGAUGACAACCAACAGCGUAGCGAGAAGGGUGGUCUUUUAACUGUGCUAGUCGCGCUGUGCUUGUUCUUGCUGACCAUGAGCGAGUUCUCAGAUUAUCGCAAAAUACAGACAAAUUACAAGUUCUUGGUGGACUCUACUAUUGAUACCAAAAUGCAAAUCAACAUUGAUACAACGAUUGCCAUGCCAUGUCCCUCGCUGAUGGUACAUGUUGUGGAUGCUACUGGCCAACGUACAAGGCUUACUGACGAUCUCAAGCUAAUUCCUGCUGAAUUUUCAGCUCGCACUGCUACAAAAUACAGACAAGUAGACGAUCCUAAAUACAUUCACGAGAUCAUACAGGCUGCCAGUGGAAAGCAAUACAAUCAUGAGAUUGCCAACGAUAUGGGCGCAUGUAGACUGUAUGGCUCACUCAAUGUCAACAAAGUUGCCUCCAAUCUUCACAUUACAUCUGAUGGCCAUGGCUAUGCCAGCAGCCAGCACACCAGCCAUGACUUGCUCAACUUCACGCAUCGCAUCGAUGAAUUCUCGUUUGGCCAACUGUACCCCAACCUCAUCAAUCCCCUGGACAACAGCAUUGAGAUCUCUGAAACCCACUUUGAGAUUUUCCAGUACGCAAUAUCCGUUGUGCCCACCACCUAUGUCGAUCGCAGGAACAACAUUUUACUCACAAACCAAUACGCCGUUACUGACUCACACAAGAGAUUCAAGGAGGGCCACACAAUUCCUGGUAUUUUUUUCAAAUACGACAUCGAGCCUAUUUCGGUGCAGAUCAGCGAAACUCGUCAACAAUCAUUUUUGCAUUUCCUAGUUAGAUUGUGUGGCAUCAUUGGCGGUUCUGCGGUUACUGUGGGCGCCGUCUACAGACUGAUCAACUUUGCAAUGACAGGCGGUAGAGAAGACCCCAAACUAUACACUGCGACACACAACAUGAUGCGAGGCGUCUAG